Talaromyces rugulosus is the source of this 1956-nucleotide messenger RNA. RefSeq lists its product as uncharacterized. The transcript has 5 exons. Lineage: Eukaryota; Fungi; Ascomycota; Eurotiomycetes; Eurotiales; Trichocomaceae. Gene Ontology annotation, biological process: regulation of DNA-templated transcription. Gene Ontology annotation, molecular function: DNA-binding transcription factor activity, RNA polymerase II-specific; transcription cis-regulatory region binding. The record is from RefSeq and is a predicted model, not a curated record. Gene Ontology annotation, cellular component: nucleus. The coding region runs from base 1 to 1956 and encodes 651 amino acids.
AUGUUGCAUACCACUGUUGAUGAGUUUAUAUGCUUUCGCCUGAAAAAAGAAUGCAACCCGUCGUCGACCGUCAGGAAGAAACGGCAACGACCAGGCAAUUCCCAGACGGCGCGUCUAGAAGAGAAACUAGAUGGCCUUGUAUCUCUGCUCAAGACAAACGGCCAAUCUACUACUACUAAUAGCCCUUACUACGAUAGCGCUACUGCGAAUCUGCCGUCUGGCUGGCAUGCCCCAACCGCCAGCCGCAACCGCAAUGUAAUAGCUGCUACGGCAGAUGUACCGACAUCUUCGCCAUCUCUGUGUGAUAAUACACCUGGAAAGACGACGCAAAGUUUUACCCCCCUAACUCCGGCGUCUGCCUCCUCGGCCCGAUUUCCAUACUCUGUGCCUCGCGAUGCAGAGGUAUCGGCCCAGGAGGCCGAGCACUACCUCCACUUGUUCCGCACCCAGCAUCUGAGUAAUUUUCCGUUUUAUUACCUCCCAGAGACCAAGACAGCUGCCGAGUUGCGUCAGGAGAAGCCCUAUCUCUGGUUAUGCAUCAUGUCGGUCACGUCGACCAAUCUAGAACAGCAGUUGAGUCUGUCCCGUCUCGUACGAGAACUUGCGUCCCAAGAAAUCAUCAUAGAGGGAGAGCGGUCGAUCGACUUGUUGCUUGGCCUUCUCUGUAUUGUCGGUUGGGGUCACUAUCAAGUCCAGUUGGGGCCUUUGCUUACAGUAUUUACCCAUCUCUGCCUCGCGCUUACGAAUGACUUGGAGCUGCAAAGGAUGCCGCAGAGGGACAACAAGCACCCACGAUGUCCGCCGCCAAAUGUGCACUACAAAUUCCAGAUCCCCAGCACGCGGACUUUGGAGCAUCGUCGCACCAUCGUCGCGGUUUAUCUACUCACUUCGAGUAUGUCGACUUGUCACCAACGACUCGACUACCUCAUGUGGUCUCCGUAUCUGGACGAUUGCUUGAAGCACCUGAACGAGGCCAACGAAACCCCAAACGAUAAGCUGCUGGUUCAUUUGGUCAAAGUCCAGCAAGUGACCGAUCAAAGCGUGCAAAUAUAUUCACGGCUUCACGAUACAGACACAGAGGAGAGCACGCAGUUUCUCGGGCAGUAUAUAGUCUCCUUGAAACAGCAAUUGAAGAGUGUCCGAGAACAGACACCUUCACAUCUUGUGCCUAACCGUCCCGUAGACCUUGCCACGUAUUACAGCGAGGUAGCCAUCAACGAGCUCAUCUUGCUGCGGCUGCAGCAUGUUUCCCUCGCCCAGGAAACCGACAGCCGGACGAUGGAAGCACUCCUCGAUUGUGCCAGAUCAGUAAAAGCCUUCCUAGAAGCAUUCAUCUCAUCUUUCGAGCCCCUGGACUACAUGGGCAUGUCGUUUAAUAUCUGGAAACAAAUGAGCUCUUCCAUGUUCCUGGUUGGGCGCCUAAUAAGCCUCAGUGAUCCGGGCUGGGACGCCAAUUCAAUCAAGAGCAUUAUCUAUCUCCCCGAUAUCAUUGAGGGAUUCGCAUCCAAGAUGGUGACUUUGGUUGACAUGAUUGGAUGGAAAUCAGGCGGUAUAGAGAAUGUCUACAUGCGUUCGACAAAAAUGAUCUCGCUGACGAAAAGCUGGGCGCGUUCAAUCUACAACACCCCUGACCAAGCAACGUCGAACGAGGAAUCGCCCGCUACUCUUGCAGCUAUUUGGAAAGAGGAAGAACAGCGUCGAUGGCAGCAACAGCAGCAGCAACAACAGCAACAACAACAACAGCAGCAACUGCGGCAGCAACAGCAGCAGCAGUCACAACAGCAACAGACAGCGGCGGCGGUGGCAGAAGAACAAGAGGUAAUGACGACGGCACAUCCGAUGCAAAUGGCUGAUGGCCCGAUGCUUCCGGCUUUUGAUCAGGACAUUUGGUCAGAUGACAUGUUUGGGCUGUGGGAUAUUUAUUCGGGUAGAGGUGCAUUUGCAUUUACAGAGUAA